This is a messenger RNA of Myotis lucifugus (little brown bat), 2539 nucleotides long. RefSeq names its product trafficking kinesin protein 1 (gene TRAK1). The record is from RefSeq and is a predicted model, not a curated record. Gene Ontology annotation, molecular function: GABA receptor binding. The transcript is spliced from 14 exons. Gene Ontology annotation, biological process: neurogenesis; endosome to lysosome transport; anterograde axonal transport of mitochondrion. The coding region runs from base 120 to 2387 and encodes 755 amino acids. NCBI's taxonomy places the organism in Eukaryota, Metazoa, Chordata, Mammalia, Chiroptera, Vespertilionidae. Gene Ontology annotation, cellular component: dendrite.
GCAGGCUGGGAAAAGCGCUGAGGAAGCGUGGGAGUGGCGGUGCCGAGGCUGCCCGGCUGGGCUCCCGCGGAGAAGAACCCCUUCCCUCUCGGCAUCGCCUGUGGAGCGUCUUUCUGCACAUGGCCUUGGUGUUUCCGGACAGGCAGCCCGUGGGGGCCCAGCCUCGGCCAGGCCUGUGCCAGGGCGAGCCCGUGCGGACAGACUCUGGUGACGUGUGCAACAGCACCGACCUUCCGGAAGUCGAGAUCAUCAGCCUGCUGGAGGAGCAGCUGCCCCAUUACAAGCUGAGAGCUGACACCAUCUACGGCUAUGACCACGACGACUGGCUCCACACCCCCCUCCUCUCUCCAGAUGCCAACAUUGACCUCACCACCGAGCAAAUUGAAGAGACGCUGAAGUACUUCCUUUUAUGUGCUGAAAGAGUUGGCCAGAUGACUAAGACAUAUAAUGACAUUGAUGCUGUCACUCGGCUUCUUGAGGAGGACGCCUGCGUUUUUUUAAAAAUCUCUGCUCUCCCUCUGCAGAAAGAGCGGGAUUUAGAAUUGGCUGCUCGGAUUGGCCAGUCGUUGUUAAAGAAGAACAAGACCCUCACCGAGAGGAACGAGCUGCUGGAGGAGCAGGUGGAGCACAUCCGGGAGGAGGUGUCUCAGCUCCGGCAUGAGCUGUCCAUGAAGGAUGAGCUACUCCAGUUCUACACCAGCGCCGCGGAGGAGAGCGAGCCCGAGUCUGUGUGCUCAACCCCGUUGAAGAGGAAUGAGUCAUCGUCCUCAGUCCAGAAUUACUUCCAUCUGGAUUCGCUUCAGAAGAAGCUGAAGGACCUGGAAGAGGAGAACGUUGUACUUCGAUCCGAGGCCUGCCAGCUGAAGACGGAGACCAUCACCUACGAAGAGAAGGAGCAGCAACUGGUCAACGACUGUGUGAAGGAGCUGAGGGACGCCAACGUGCAGAUCGCCAGCAUCUCGGAGGAAUUGGCCAAGAAGACGGAAGACGCUGCCCGCCAGCAGGAGGAGAUCACGCACCUGCUGUCUCAGAUCGUGGACCUGCAGAAGAAGGCCAAAGCGUGCGCGGUGGAAAAUGAAGAACUUGUGCAGCACCUGGGGGCCGCCAAGGAUGCCCAGCGGCAGCUCACGGCCGAGCUGCGGGAACUGGAGGACAAGUACGCCGAGUGCAUGGAGAUGCUCCACGAGGCGCAGGAGGAGCUCAAGAACCUCCGGAACAAGACGGUGCCCAACACCACGUCCCGGCGCUACCACUCGCUGGGCCUGUUCCCCAUGGACUCCCUGGCAGCCGAGAUCGAGGGGACGAUGCGGAAGGAGCUACAGUUGGAAGAGCCCGAGUCACCAGACAUCGCUCACCAGAAGCGAGUCUUCGAGACCGUGAGGAACAUCAACCAGGUGGUCAAGCAGAGGUCCCUGACGCCCUCCCCCAUGAACAUCCCCGGCUCCAACCAGUCCUCGGCCAUGAACUCCCUCCUGUCCAGCUGCGUCAGCACCCCCCGGUCCAGCUUCUACGGCAGCGACGUCGGCAACGUCGUCCUGGACAACAAGACCAACAGCAUCAUCCUGGAGGCAGAGGCGGCCAACCUGGGAAACAACGAGCAGAGUAAGAAGCCGGGGACACCGGGCACCCCAGGCUCCCACGACCUGGAGACGGCGCUGAGGCGGCUGUCCCUCCGCCGGGAAAACUACCUGUCGGAGAGGAGGUUCUUCGAGGAGGAGCAGGAGCGGAAGCUGAGGGAGCUGGCGGAGAAGGGCGAGCUGCUCAGCGGCUCCCUCACGCCCACCGAGAGCAUCAUGUCCCUGGGCACGCACUCCCGCUUCUCUGAGUUCACCGGCUUCUCGGGCAUGUCCUUCAGCAGCCGCUCCUACCUGCCCGAGAAACUCCAGAUCGUCAAGCCGCUGGAAGGUUCUGCCACCCUUCACCACUGGCAGCAGUUGGCCCAGCCUCACCUCGGGGGCAUCCUGGACCCCCGGCCCGGUGUGGUCACCAAGGGCUUCCGGACGCUGGACGUAGACGUGGACGAAGUGUACUGCCUUAACGACUUUGAAGAAGAUGACACAGGUGACCACAUUUCCCCCCGGGGCCUAGCUACCUCCACGCCAGUGCAGCACCCAGAGACCUCAGGUGAGAGGUCCCGAGCGCACGUGACUGUCGCAGGCGGCAGAAGCUCCCCGAGCCGGCCUCAGGCUUUCCCAGAAGAGAUGCAGGAGCCAGCGGCCGCAGAGGAGCAGGAGGAGGAGGAGGAGGGGUCUGGUGAGGGCACCGAGAUAAGUCCUGUACACCCGGCACCUUCACCGGAGGCAGAGUUCUGGGCCAUUCUCACCUCUGUUCCGGGCUCCAUCCGUAGUGGCUCUCUGUCUGUAGCUUCCGCGCGUCCGUGUGGGUGAUGAUGGAAGCAUUCCCAUUGCGCAGCUGUUUCUAACACACAGUCUGAUGCCUCCUUUCGUAACACGUGGGCACAGCUCCCUGCCCAUCUUGGAGGCACACGCCCAGCGGGGCUCUGGACACCGGAGCAGGAAAGGCUGCUAAAAAGAAGUGG